This is a messenger RNA of Panicum hallii, 2545 nucleotides long. RefSeq names its product pentatricopeptide repeat-containing protein At3g23020. Gene Ontology annotation, molecular function: protein binding. Lineage: Eukaryota; Viridiplantae; Streptophyta; Magnoliopsida; Poales; Poaceae. The record is from RefSeq and is a predicted model, not a curated record. The transcript is spliced from 3 exons. The coding region runs from base 584 to 2410 and encodes 608 amino acids.
AUGGGACGCCGAAGCCGAUGGGAGCUGAGCCGCAUCGCCGCUGGAUGCCGUGGCCGGCUGGCCGCCGGCCUUCAAGGAGUCGCAGGUGCAGCCGUGCAGGCCAUGACUCAUUGACUCCCAAGGCCCAAACCCAUGUAACGCAAAUACGGCCCAAUUAUCCAUUCACCAGCCUAGCUCGUUUAUCUUCUUCCUCCGCCAACACAACUCUCUCUCUCUCUCCCUCUCUCUCAAUGGCGGGCUGGCCGCAGCCGCUGCUGCCCGGGGCAUCCUAAGGGCAAGGCCUCCUUUGCUAACACACCGGCCGACCCGCGUUUGUUUUAGCUCCGCCCCUGCUCCCAGCCCCCCGUGGUGCCGUCCCAGCCUCACGCACCACGAAUCCUACCCCAUCCCGCGGGGCCGCACGUCCCUGCACCACCGAAGCCGUAGCUGCAGCCGCGCCUCGUAGGUUCCGGCGUUCCGCCACCCGUUGGCGGUGAAAGAGAUCACCCACCACGCGGUCCGAGGUUCUCGCCGCCGCCCGCCCGCCGUCUCGGCCGUGAACGUGAACCUGCGCCGAACACCGGGUGGAUAACGGCAGGGCGAGAUGCUGAUCCCGUGCGAUUGCUUCCUCCAUGUUCCUGCACUGCCACUGACUCCAUUACAGAAUUCUACAGCUUCGGUGCCCUGCAGAGAUAAAGGCCUCACUUUGCAGAUCAACUCUGUAUAUGCACCAGCUAGAACCUAUGAAAUUUGCCCGGAAUUGACAGUUACAUGCAUGGUUGCCAGACAGACUGGCAAAGGGAAGAAGAAAGGCAACUGGAUCCAUUACAGUGGGUCGCUUCCAGCAAUGCUGAAGGCACUGGAUGAUGUCCAGGAUGUCGGGGAAGCGCUCUGGCCAUGGAAGGACACACUGAGCAACCAGGAGAGGACGAUUCUCCUCAAGGAGCAGAAAGAUUGGAGACGGGCUGUUGAGAUCUUUGACUGGUUUCGCAGGGAGAGGGGCCAUGAGCUCAAUGUGAUUCACUACAAUGUUAUGCUAUGUACAGUUGGGCGAGCCAGGAGAUGGGAUCUCGUUCUUAAUCUGUGGCAUGAGAUGCAUUCCUGUGGUGUGGCACCAGACAACUCGACAUACGGUACAUUGAUCGAUGUAUGUUGCAAAGGGGGAAGAGAACAUGCGACUUUGCUUUGGCUCGGGGACAUGUGCAAGCGGGGUUUGAUUCCUGAUGAGGUCACUAUGAGUAUCGUGCUGCAGGCGCUUAAGAAGGCUGGAGAGUAUGAAAUGGCCGAGCUUUUAUUCAGAAAGUGGUCCUCAGACUCAAGUGGAAGGAUGGAGGGACACCCUCGCUACAGCUUGUACACUUACAACACCUUGAUUGACACUUAUGGAAAAGCCGGUCAACUUGAGAAAGUAUCAGAUACAUUCAAUCAAAUGUUGAAAGAAGGAGUUGCGCCAAGUGUUAUUACUUUCAACACAAUGAUUCAUGUUUGGGGUAAACACCAUAGAAUAGAGCGAGUUUCUUCUUUGGUGAGGAUGAUGGAGGAAUUCCAGUGCUUUCCUGACACUAGGACUUACAAUAUACUGAUCUCACUGUACAGAGAAAUCAACGAUAUUGAUGUUGCAGAGUACUACUUCUGGAAGAUGAAGGCAGAAAAUUUGGUACCAGAUGUAGUGAGCUGCCGCACACUCUUAUAUGGAUACUCUAUCAGGGGCAUGGUCACUAAAGCGGAAGCCCUUCUAAAAGAAAUGGAUGAGAGGGGCUUUUUGAUAGAUGAAUACACACAAUCAGCUUUGACGAGGAUGUAUGUAAGUGCUGGGAUGCUUCAGCAAGCAUGGCAUUGGUUUGACAGAUUCCAUCACCAGAUGAAUUCUGAUUGCUUUUCUGCAAAUAUUGAUGCAUUUGUUGAGAAAGGAUACAUAGUUCUUGCAGAGAAGGCUUUUAUAUGCUGCCUAAAGAAGAAGAUGCUCAGUGUUUCUGUCUGCAAUGUUAUGAUCAAAGGAUAUGGGUUGGUAGACAAGCUAGAUGAGGCAUGUGAGGUAGCUGAUGGCAUGGAGAGGUAUGACAUUUUACCUGAUUACGUGACAUACAGUUCUCUCAUUCAACUUCUGUCAACAGCUAAACUGCCAAAGAAGGCUCUUCACUACUUGAAAAAAAUGCAAGCAGUAAAACUGCUGUCAGACUGUGUUCCAUACUCUGUGGUAAUUAAUAGCUUUGCUAAAAAUGGUGAUUUAGGAAUGGUUGAAUACCUAUUUAGAGAAAUGAUCACUUCAGGGAUCCGUGCUGAUGUUUUCCUCUACUCUAUUUUAAUUGAUGCUUUUGCUGAAGUUGGAAAGGUCCAACAAGCUGCAGCAUAUUUUGGUUUGAUGAAAAAAGAUGGCUUAUGUGAGAGUGCUACAAUCUACAAUUCUUUGAUUAAGCUCUAUACAAAGUGAUCAUUGUAUGGUGAAAGAAGCACGUGAGAUUUUUGAAAGUUUGAAGGCCAGGGGAAGCGCUAAUGAAUUCUCAUACGCAAUGAUGGUGUGUUUGUACAAGAAAAUUGGUCGCUACGAUGUAGCGCACAGGAUUUG